AUGACUGACAUGAUACCGAUCUUUACAAAUAUGGCUAUCGCCUUAUUCGUUGGUUACCGAGCUAUGAUAAAGAAUGAAACGCCAGUUGCAUGUAUUUUAGUUUCCAGAAGUACAAAUCAAAUUUUGAGUAUAGGGUAUAAUGAUACUAAUCGGUCGCUAAAUGGUACGAGACAUGCCGAAUUCAUAGCUAUAGAUAAGGUGAUGGGUCAAAUUCCAGUACAAGAUAGAUCUGAUAUUGCUAAGAUUCAGGCAUUUUUUGGUGAUGUAAUAUUGUAUGUGACAGUAGAACCAUGCAUAAUGUGUGCAUCGGCAUUGAAACAGAUUGGGAUCGGCUACGUAGUAUAUGGCUGUGGAAACGAUAGAUUUGGAGGAAAUGGAACAAUUUUGAGUAUCCAUCAAGAUAAAAUCAAUAAGGCGUAUCAAAGUUAUGGAGGUGUCUUGAGGACAGAGGCCGUUCAGUUACUAAGAAACUUUUAUAUUCAAGAGAACGAUUCGGCACCGAACCCCAAGAUUAAGAAGAACAAAGAGCUAGAAAAUAAGGAAUACCCUCCUAAUUUAGACUUUAAAGAGUAUUUGUCACCAGAAGAGUUCACUGAAUUCUUUGGAAGAGAAAGGUUUGCUGCAUCGUAUAAUAACAGAGAACGGGAAUUAACCCCCGUUCUCAACCGUGGGUAUACAUUAAGAGACAUUCUAAGCAUAGAGGACCUCCUUGCGGUAUCUGAUUUGGAAGAAAUGUAUCAAGAGAAGGACUUUAAGAACAAGCUAGAAAAUGAUUUGGAAGAAAUGUAUCAAGAGAAGGACUUUAAGGACAAGCUAGAAAAUGAUUUGCAAAAUUUCUAUGGAUUGUUCUACGAUAUUGAUCUUGAAGGAAAGGUUGAUUUCAAUAAGAUAAUAACCAAAAUUGACCAAAUUGCCCAGAUUAACCAAUCUGAUCCACCUGAAUCGGUUAAUCAAGUGGUCCAAGUUGACGGCUUCACUGCAGACUUAGACUGUAAGAAGAGGAAACUAAAUGCAUGA
Molecule: messenger RNA, 1017 nt
Organism: Debaryomyces tyrocola
Lineage: Eukaryota; Fungi; Ascomycota; Pichiomycetes; Serinales; Debaryomycetaceae
Source: the annotation of a GenBank genome assembly